AUGGCCGUCAAAAAUUCCAUAUUUCUAGAGAAAUUCACAAAUCAACAACAACCAGUUGCAAGCUCACUUUGCAUCUGGCAUCAUGGCGAACAUGAUGAUUUAUUUUUCCAACCAUCUAUCAAUUCUUUCAUAUACUACCAAUCAGCAACAAAACAUGUCACACCUGCUGGAACUUGCGACACUGUAUUCAUUUAUUCCUGGAACAUUCCAGACACGGAUUACCUGCUACACUUGAUCACAACCUUCUUCAUUUAUCUCGCAUAA
Sclerotinia sclerotiorum 1980 UF-70 is the source of this 264-nucleotide messenger RNA. RefSeq lists its product with no specific name. The record is from RefSeq and is a predicted model, not a curated record. The coding region runs from base 1 to 264 and encodes 87 amino acids. The transcript has a single exon. Lineage: Eukaryota; Fungi; Ascomycota; Leotiomycetes; Helotiales; Sclerotiniaceae.